UAAGCUGGAAAGCGGGGAUAGGAAGUUCCACAUGCCCAAGUUUCAUAUGCCCAAAUUUGGAAUUUCACUUCCCAAAGGAAAAGGUAUCCCAGAGGCAGAAAUCAGCGUACCUUCUGUGGAAGCAGAGCUGCCAAAGACAGAAUUGAAAGCAGAGAUUUCACUGCCCUCUGCAGAGCUUGAGACUGAUCUUAAGCUUCCACAAGUGGAGGUAGAUGCCCCUAGCUUGGUAGUGGAGAUUGGAGAUAAGGGCAAAAUCAAAAUGCCAGAAGUGAAGAUGCCUAGCGUCAAGGUCCCCAAACUCAAAGGGCCAGAAGUGGGGAUCUCCUUGCCAAAGGUUGAAACUGACAUCACCCUUCCCAAAGGAAAAGCUGAAGUGCCUGAUGCUGCAGCGGUUGUAAAAUUGCCAGAGGCUGAAAGCACCAUCGAUGGGGGAGGACUGAAGAUACACAAGCCAAAGUUCAAGAUGCCCAGGAUGGGAUUCUCCAAACCCGACAUUAAGGGCCCCAAAAUCGAUGUGGAUGUCAGUAUGCCUAAAGUGGACGUUUCUCUUCCCGAAGCUGAUCUCAGUCCUGCCAAACCUGAGCUGAACCUGGGCAAAUCUGUGUGUGAUAUUGAUAUUUCUGUCCCAGAAAUAAUAAUUCCAACCGGGCAAGGUUCCUUGGAAGUGAGAUCUCCUCACCCAGAAAUUGAGCCUCCUUCCUCCAUGGCUGUGCAUGUGCCUGAUGUUCAACUUGAAAGUGGGGAUGGUAAAUUCAAAAUGCCCAAGUUUCAAAUGCCCCAAGUUGGAAUUUCAAGGCCCAAAGGAAAAGGUUUUUCAGAGGGAGAAAUCACCAUACCUUCCAUGGAAGGAGACCUCCCCAAAACAGGACUUAAAAUGGAAUUCACAUUGCCCUCUUCAGAGCUCAAAGCUGACAUUACUGUUCCAGAAGUGGACAGGGAGGCCCCAAGCCUGGAUGUGGAAGUUGAAGAGAAGGGCAAUAUCAAAGCCCCUGGGAUGAAGUUGCCUAGUGUCAAGCCCCCCAAGUUCACUACACCAGAAGUAGGCAUCUCCCUUCCAAAGGUUGAGGCGGACUUCUCCCUUCCCAAAGGUAAAGCUGAACUGCCUGAUUCUGAGGCUGCCAGCAAAGUGGAGGAAGCAGAAGGUAGCCGUGAGAAAGGCAGGAUGAAAAUACACAUGCCAAAGUUCAAGAUGCCCAGUAUGGGAUUCUCUAAAUCUGAUAUCAAGGGCCCCAAAAUAGAUUCAGAUGCCAGCAUGCCUGAUGUUCACACCUCUCUUCCAAAUGUUGAGCUCAGCACUACAAAACUCCAGCUUAAGGCAGAUGAAUUUGAGGGCGACAUCAGAAUAGCAGGCCCUGAAGUAAAGAUUCCAUGGGUCCCAGUCACUGUGGAACUCCAAGCUCCUGACGUAGAAGUACAAGCUUCUUCAGGAAAAGUUCCAGAUAUUGCUAUUGGCCUAUUCAAGGACGUGGAUGUUCCCCAGCUGAAAACAACAAUGGAUAUUAUUGAUAUUGCAGUGGAAGCUACAACACUUGAAAUGGAGUCGGAUGUACUUGGUGAAAAAAAGGAUGUCUUGGAACAGAAAAUAAAAAUGUCCCAAAUUAUUAAAGCUGAUGUGAAGACUGCAGCAGUAGGCAUACCAUCUGUUGAUAUUUCUGUCGCACAGUCAGAGAUAAGCACUCAGGAUUUACAUGGUGCAGCUAAGGAACCAGAAGCUAAGGGACAGAUAACUAAGAGAGGAAGUUUAGAUGGAGAAGAAAAAGGACAUUUCAAAAUGCCAAAAUUCAAAUUGCCAUCAUUGAGCUGGUCCCCUAAAAAGGAAGCAAGCUUUAAAACAAGUAUAAAAGAACCUGUGGAAGAAUCUCAUCUUGGCAUAGUAUCAGAUGAUUCAGGCACAGAACCAAAAGUAACUAUUUCAGAAGAUCAAGGAGUUCAUACUGAUGGAAAUGUAGACAUAGCCACCAAAAAAGGUCAAGUAAAAAGACCUCAUUUAAUUAUGCCCAAAAUCUCACUGUCUAAGACAAAGGUACCAAAAGCAGAGGUAGAUAUAGUAGUUGAAGGUGAUGGAGCUUUGGUGCAAAUACCUGACAUAGAAAGCAGUUUUACUACAAGAAACGUAGAGGAAACAGAAAUAAGUGUAAAAAUGCUGAAAGGUGAAAUCAAAGAAAUCAAAACAUUACAGACAGAUACAGAUAUAAGCUUACCUAAGGUGUCCAUGACAAAAAGUUCAUUUGAACAGACAUGUUUAGAAACAGAGGUCAAAGGUGACAUUUAUAUGGACAGUGCAAGUAUGAAAUCUGAUGGUACAGAGGGGGAGUUUAGGAUGCCAAAACUGAAAAUGCCAAAGUUUGGCAUUUCAGAACUGUCAGAAAGUGCAAUUUCAGAUCUGUCAGGCAGUGGAAUCACUUCAUCAAAACCGGAAUCUGAUGCCUCUCAGUUUCAAAUGACUACAGAAUCUGAUGAACCUGGUGAAAAAGCUCAGCUCUUACAAGUUAAAAGUGAUGAAGGAAUUUCUGAAGAAAUUCAGACUGAGGAAUCUCAGAGUUGGUUUAAAAUGCCCAAAUUCAAAAUGCCUUCAUUUGGUCGAACUUCAAAGCCAAAAAAAAGUGAGGCUGAAACUGAAGACAUCACUGGAGAAGCUCAUGUUACUGAAUUACAAGUUGACGUAAAAUAUCCUGAAGUUGUAACCAUCUCAAGGGAACUUGACAGUGAAAAAAACAUCUCGGAACAAAAAGUCAUGCUUCCUCAAGAGGAUGUUAGAGUGCAGAAAGAACAGCAGUCUACCACCAAAGUGGGUGAAGGCAGUUUUUUACAGUCCUCAGAAAAAAUUGGCAGGAAAUCUAGUGACCUGGAGGCCAAAACGUAUGCUGAUAUAGUUAAAGAUGGCACAGAAGGACAAAGUUCUCAUACUGAAUUCAUUGGCACUAUCCCAAAGAUGGAUAUUGAUAGCAGCAUCCCUAAAAGUGAGAUGACCAUUAAGCAACCAGAAGUUAUACCAGACACUAUGAUAGUGGCUGAGAUACCAUCUACUGAAAUUACUAUGGGAAAGAAAAUCAAUGCUACUAUUACAGACCCAGAAAGCCUUGAUACACAACCUGAAGCAAUGGGGACUGAAAAGAAGUCACCCAAAAAGGAUUCUCAGGGAAAAGAAAGUAUAUUCAAAAUGCCAACAUUCAGUGUGCCUUUGUUUGGAUGGUCUACCACAAAGAGCAAUGCCAUUGUUCCCGGUAUUGAAUCUGACUUAGAAGAGCCUGCUGUUACUCUUUCCAAAGUUAAAAUGGAUGUUUCAAUCACUGAUGAAGACUUUGAAAUCAUUGAUUUCCCAGUUGAGGGCUUUGAAAAAGAUUUGCCUAAAGAAAGUGAAGUGAAAGCAGAAGAGAAAGAGAAAACAAGUAAAACAAAAGGAUCUAAAUUCAAGAUACCAAAAUUUGCCAACUUGCGCAGUAAAUCUCAGGGUGUAGAAAUUCAGGUUGAUUCAUCAAAAGUGCAGACUGAGGUAUUAUUAGUUAGACCGGAGGGAGAAACAUCAGAAAUCCAAGUUCAGGAUAAAAAACCUGGAGAUGCAGAAGAAAGUUUCCAAAUGCCCAAAUUCAAAAUGCUCAAGUUCACACAUAGAAUUUCUGAAGGAGAAAAACUGACUUCAGAAGAGACAAUGGAUAUAAAGGAUACUGCUGAUGAUGAUAUUUCUCAAUUGCAGUUCAAGGCUAUGUUCCCUGAAGACAAAGGAGAUGAUAUUCAGAAAUCAAAAGUCAGAAUUACAACGUUGUCUGAACCUGCCAUUCAGAGACCACAAAUUGGAAGUAAAUUCCAAUCUACAGACUCUUCUUUUGUUGAUACAACAGUGUAUGUGCAUAAACAAGUGCCAAAGGAAUUCAGUGCUGAAUUUCUUAAAGAGAAAAUAGAGGCUAUGGACAGUAAUGUUCAAAAGUCAAUCGCUAAAAUUACAACACUGAAGGAGCCAGAUAUUCAAAGAGCACCACUUGAAAUUAAACUUCAGCCUGAUGACCCAUUUAGUUCAAGUGCACCAGUGCAGGUUAAAGGAUCAAUUGCUGAAAGUAGAGAAAUAAAGAUGGAAAGUAAAUCUACCUUUGGCUGUGGUGAUGUUGCUGAAAUACAGGAAUCUUUCUCCACUCAAGUAGUCAAAGAAUCUGAGAUUCCUCCAUCGGAUGUUCAAACUGCUGCCUUUGGAUUUUCGUUUCUCAAAGUGAAAAUCCAGGAAUCACACGUGAGCUUAGAUGUACCAGUCAAGUUAUCUUCUACAAAAUGUAUGGGUGAAAUAUUUGAGGAUAAGGAUCAUCAACUUUCAGGUACAGGAGAAGCAGCACCAAAGGCUGGUUUGAGUGAAGUGAAACCAUCUGAUAAAGAUAAGGAUAUAAUUUAUGAAUAUGUUGAAGGAACAUCAUCUGCUGCAACACUGACAACACUUAAAUCCUUUACAGUUGAUAUACAGUCUUCUAGUGAAUUUGCAGAGAGUCACUCUGAGUCAAUAGAGAUAUCUAAAUCUGCUAUAGAAACUACAGAGGAAACAACAUUUAUAAGUAGCACAGGAGAGGUCACAGAUGAAAAAGAUAGUAAGAGAUCUGGUAGAUUUAAACUUUGGUUUCCAAGCGUUGGGUUUUCUCCCACUACAGAUGACACAAUAUCAGAUUCAAAACCUGAACAAAAAGUUCAGCCUGAUGAUUCAUCCAAAUUAGACAGUGAUACUGCCAAAGAAACUGAAAAAACAGGAUGGUUUAAAUUUCCCAAGUUAGGUUUUUCAUCUCCAACAAAAAAGAACAAGGAAACGGGCAAAGAAAAGGAAACAGAUUCAAAAGAAGGAAAGGGUGAAGGAAGUCCAACAGACAAAAACGAAACUUUCUUUGAUGCUCAGGAAACCUUAUCAUUCAAAGAGAAAGAAGAAAAUGAAACCUCGGGUGAUAUACCAUCCGAGCCCAUUGUUUCAUCUUCAGCAAGAACUGAAUUGAUCCUCUUAGAGAAAGGGAAAGCCGAAGCCAAACAGACUCCUGAAGACUCAUCAAAAUAAAAUUGUUUCUUCCUCCAUAUAAAUAAAAGUACAAUAUCAUCUUGAAAAAUAUUUUUUAAAGAAUCAG
Molecule: messenger RNA, 5087 nt
Organism: Thamnophis sirtalis
Lineage: Eukaryota; Metazoa; Chordata; Lepidosauria; Squamata; Natricidae
Source: RefSeq, a predicted model, not a curated record